AUGUCGAAUUUCUUCCCCGGCAGCAGCGUCGGUCCCGGCAGCAGCAAGGACAAGGCGCCGCUGGCUGGUGACGCCGCGCCUCGCCCUGUGACACCAACCAUGAACAACAUCAACAGCUUCGUCAACCCUCUCAACACGCCUCUCGGGAGCCCUAGCAAAAGGACGAUCCCGCCUGGCGCUCACGACCUCCCCACAGUUUUCGACACCGCUAUGAACUUGAAUUCCCCGGGCAUCGAAGCUCCCGUGAGGCUGUCACGCCCGCAAAGCGUAGUCGCCGCACACAGCGUGCACAAGGGAAGAGCAUCACCUGCCACGCCCAGGAGACGGCAAGGCCAGGAGAAUGCGCAGCCUGUGUCUCGUCUCGCCGCUCACGACCAGGAGCGACAGCCCCACCACAGCCAUGCCGCACUCUCUCGCCAGCAGCCCUACGAGACUAAGGAUCGUCCCAUCAUCGCUAAGAGGUUUAACACGGCUCGCGGCUUGACGGCGGAGGAGCGCGAGAUUCUGCAGAGACCCAAUGUGCGCCGCAUGGUCAAUGUUACUCAGCUAUAUUUCCUGGAUUAUUACUUUGACCUACUUACGUAUGUCGGCGCGAGGCAGAAGAGGUUGGCCGCCUUCAAGACCGAGGUCCCGGCCCCUCCCGCGACUGACGAAGAAACCUACCGACAGCUGUGGUCCAAGUACACCGGUCGAGAGCGAGCCAACCUUCGCAAGCGGCGCAUCCGACUAAAGCAGGGCGACUUCCAGAUUCUGACCCAGGUUGGCCAGGGCGGCUAUGGCCAGGUCUUCCUCGCACAGAAGAAGGACACGCGGGAGGUGUGCGCCCUCAAGGUCAUGAGCAAAAAGUUGCUCUUCAAGCUGGACGAGGUCCGGCACGUCUUGACGGAGCGUGACAUUUUGACAACAGCCCAGAGCGACUGGCUCGUCCGACUCCUGUACUCAUUCCAGGACGACAAGAAUAUCUAUCUUGCCAUGGAAUACGUGCCGGGUGGCGAUUUCCGCACCCUUCUUAACAACACGGGGGUGCUCUCCAACCGACAUGCGCGGUUCUACAUUGCCGAAAUGUUCUGCGCUGUCGACGCCCUCCAUCAGCUGGGUUACAUCCACCGAGACCUGAAGCCCGAGAACUUCCUCGUCGACUCCACCGGCCAUGUCAAGCUGACCGACUUUGGCCUGGCUGCCGGCGUCCUUGCUCCGUCCAAGAUCGAGUCCAUGCGACUUAAGCUGGAACAGGCCUCAGAGACGCCGGUGCCGUUUGGCAAGCCGAUCGGACAACGGACCGUGGCCGAGCGCCGCGAGAGCUACCGGACGAUGCGCGAAAACGACGUCAACUACGCAAAAUCCAUUGUCGGCUCGCCCGACUACAUGGCGCCCGAGGUCCUCAGGGGCGAGGAGUACGACUACACUGUAGAUUACUGGAGUCUGGGCUGCAUGUUGUUUGAGGCGCUCACCGGCUUUCCCCCCUUUGCCGGCGCAACCCCCGACGAGACAUGGCGCAAUCUCAAGCACUGGAAAGAUGUGCUCAAGAGGCCCGUCUGGGAAGAUCCUACCUACUUCCUGAGCAACCGGACUUGGAGUUUUAUCACGACGUGCAUCAAUUCGCGGGCCAAACGCUUCUCCGUCAUCAAGGAUAUCUAUGCCCACCAGUACUUUUCCGAGGUAGACUGGCCGACUCUUCGGCAGACGCGGGCGCCCUUUGUGCCGGAGCUGGACUCGGAAACGGACGCUGGCUACUUUGACGACUUUGGCAACGACGCCGACAUGGCCAAGUACAAGGAAGUACACGACAAGCAGGCGGCGCUCGAGUCCAUGGCCGAGCGUGAGGAAGAGAUGAGCAAGAGCCUCUUCGUCGGCUUCACGUUCCGGCACCGCAAGCCCGCCACCGAAGACGGCGUCAGCCCGCGGAAGCGCAUCCCCACUGAUGACUCGUUUGGAACCAUGUUUUAG
Messenger RNA from Trichoderma reesei QM6a, 1947 nucleotides. Its product is annotated as protein kinase. The transcript has 4 exons. Gene Ontology annotation, cellular component: spindle pole body. The record is from RefSeq and is a predicted model, not a curated record. Gene Ontology annotation, molecular function: ATP binding; protein serine/threonine kinase activity. Gene Ontology annotation, biological process: peptidyl-serine phosphorylation; intracellular signal transduction. The coding region runs from base 1 to 1947 and encodes 648 amino acids. Lineage: Eukaryota; Fungi; Ascomycota; Sordariomycetes; Hypocreales; Hypocreaceae.